AUGAACAUGAUUGCUAACCUUCGUAGCACUGUAAACGUCAUUUCUCAGGUCAUGGCAUUCAGUCCAAUUGGUUUAUGCUUUACUAAAAAUAUUCUCAUCCUCGCUUCAGCUCUGGAGGAUUCUAAUGAGAAAACAGUAUACCCUCCAACAGUCGAUCAAUCAUAUCCCGAGAGCGUUGGAAGUCAAAUUGCAUCCGAUCGUACGGAUAAGGAGGUCGUCCAAGAUGCUCCGUUCGGAGAUAUUCUGCCGGAACCAGCCUCGAAGCUCAGCAUGAAAGCACAGAACCGCUAUCUGAAGGCGAAAGUUCGUGUCUUGCAAGAAGAACUGCAGAAGAUGAACACGGAAUUAAACGACUCUCGAGAAGAAACGGCACGAUAUAAAAAACGCACUCAAGAGUUAGAGGAUGAACGAAAUCGGUUGCAUCGAGUCACCACUAGCCACUCGGCACAAGUGGAGAAGGUUAAAAAGAGUCUAGAUGAGACACGCACGCACUGUGAUACGUUGGAGGCUGAACGGAAUGCAUUGCGAAAGGUGAAAAUGAAUCUAUAUGAAAUUAUUUUUGCUGUGUACAUUUAUUUGCUCAAUUUACCUUUCCCUUUGAUGCUCGACCUAUACGAUUUUAGUCGACCAUGGCUGGUGUAUAAAAGAAUCUAUCGCGACUGCACAUUGACGCCCCUUGAUGGUUUACCCGCCUCCAUGGUCCUGCGAGCUGUACAGGAUGGCUCCUCAUAG
Molecule: messenger RNA, 732 nt
Organism: Echinostoma caproni
Lineage: Eukaryota; Metazoa; Platyhelminthes; Trematoda; Plagiorchiida; Echinostomatidae
Source: the annotation of a GenBank genome assembly